AUGCCGCUCGCCUUUGUCGCAGCUGCCGACGAAGCGGAAGUGCUGGAGCUUCUGCAGCACAGACUGGAACUGGAUGUAACGAGCGCCGAGCCACUCUGGUGGGCCCACUUUCCGAAGUGUGGCAGCUCGCUCAUUAACGCGAUCAUCCACUUGCCUGGAGUCUGCCCGUCUUUGGCCAACACUACACUUGGUGAUGAGGGGAGAUCCGGAUGCUGGAUGGUCCGUUGGGCUGACAAGAACUGCUCCGAUCAGUGCAACCGGGAGAAGUUUUCUUGUCGAAGUUCGGGGCCUCCUCACCUCAAGCUGGGAAGCCGCUACCCAUUUCUGAAGGGCCGCAUGGUGGGCAUGUUCAGGCAGCCGGAGCAGCGAAUCCUCUCCGCGUCCCUGGGGCCGAAGACCGAAGACGGACUGCCAAAGAUGCCUUUGCUCGACUUCGCCGAGCAGUGGAGGGGUGGCAUGGCAUACCAACUGGUCGGCAAAGGUUGGGGCGGAAGUCUGGGCGGUGCUGGGAGGCCGCGCACGACACGCCACGAUGCGGCUGAAGCAGCACGCAUGGUUCGGAAAGGCUUCGCAUUCGUGGGCAUCACUGACAUGUGGGACUUAUCCAUAUGCCUCUUUCACAAAAUGCUUGGGGGAGCUUGCCAACCGUCGGACUUCGAGGACGUCAGGCCCGGUUCCCCGGGUAAGACGGCACAGGCGGAAUACAACGUCUCUGAGCUGCUGGGCUGGCAGGACGAUGCCGAUGCUGUGGUGUAUCAGGCCGCGCUCGAAGUGUUCCACAGAAACUUGGCUGCCUUCUCUGUGUCCCACAGCACGUGCGAGCAGUGCUACCGUGAUGGAGGACUCCGACAGACGGUUCCCGUCCAGACGGGCGUGGGGGAUCUCUGCAUCCCCUUGGGCAGCCAUGGGGUCACAAGACUCUUGAAUCGUCAAAUAUCAGCGCUCUUCCUCUUCACCACCAUCGACUUCUUCUCCUUCCCGUCAGCAAUCAUCUUAUCCGUUCCCAUCAUCGUCCCCGUCAUCCUGAUCGUUGUGGAAGGGCCUAAGAUCCAAUCUCCCUGGCCCCUUGCAGAGGCGGCAAAGCUCGUCGCAGAGUCAAACGUCUCGGAGGGCAGUUUCACGUCGAGGUGGCAGGGAAAUCGUGAAACAGGAUCCUGGUGUCUAAUCUACCACUGCGGAAAGCACUUGGGCCCGACUGAAUGCCAUCAUUACCGAUGCGUCUGCCAGAUGGGUUACCAGUACAGCGAGAUGACAAAGAGGUGCGAGUCUGAAAGCUCCUCGCCCGUCCAACGCGACACCGGCGGCUCCUGCUACUUUUGGGGCUGUGCACGAUGGCGAGGUCCCACGGAGUGCAUUCACCACAAGUGCAUGUGCCUAGAAGGCUAUCGGGCUGUCCGUGGGUACUGCGAGAAGCACGAGGAGCCACAGCCGAUGACAACGACCACAGCUCCAGGAGAGGGUCUGGCUGUGGCGACAGCUGACCCACCGGCCAUGCAGACGUCAUGUGCCUGGGGUGACCAACAGUGUGGUGGAGCCGGCUAUACCGGCGCAACGUGCUGCGAGGCCGGCUACUACUGCGACGGUGCUGCUUGCUCAAAGGUGACUGAAGCCGUGGAAGUAAAACAGUAUGGCUUUAGCGAUAAGCUGCGCAAGAAAAGCUCAGGCAAGCUCUUCACCUUCUAUGUCUACCGCGCCCAGGGCGCGACGACCUAUCCUCCAGAGAAUGUCAAUGUUGCCGAUCUCGCCGGGGUGAUGUGGUAUCUACAUAACGAGAUCGUCGGCCGUGCGGACUGGGGCUACAAAAGGAAGUUCAACAUCACCCGGAUCAUUCGCUACAAGAUGCAGACGAAGGCCACCCAGCCUUUGAUUGAUCGUGGGAUGAACUUCGGCGUCCGAUUCGCCUUUGACUCCGGUCAGUGCACGGGCCCCUUCAGCUGUGAUGAGGCGUGGCAGAACUAUGGCUACUUCGUGGGCUGCAACAAGCUGCAGCAGGGCUUCCCUUUCCCGGACUUCAAGGUGGCCUACGAUGGGACCUGGUACAGCCUUCCUGGCAAGUGCCCGCAGAUGCAAUAUUUUGAGAAGACCAACUCUUCCAAGGGUAGCCGUGGCCUGGAUUGCCUGUCGCAUCAGCCAGGAGGCUUCUGUGAGGAACCGUCGGGCACUGCCGAUUGCACCUACAACUUUGAAAACGCCGGCGAGAUCGAUCUGGACGAGCUCGAGCAGAUUCCGGGCGACUACAACGGUUGGAUCGGUGCUGGCAAUCGCGAGUACGACAGGAUUACCGACCACGGCACUGGCAUGACCUUCUGGGACAAGCUGAACGAUGAGGCGUUGGCGAAGCAGCGCGUGGCCAAGGCGAAGGCCCUCUUCGAGAAGCACUACCCUGGCUCCUAUGAAGGCAUCGAUGAGCCUCCUUGCGAUUUCGACUUCUUCUCUUUCUACAAGAUGGCACCGGGCGGGUACAAGGACAACGGGCCUCAGCAGCCGAAGCCGGUGACCGAGCCACCUUGCGGCGAUGCAGCGCCGGGAGACAAAUGCUACGAGGAAAUCAAGUGGGCGAAGUCCGACGGCAUCUUCGCCAACCCGUCCUGGUAUCCCGGGCUCUCCCCGACGUCGAGCGAUGCUUCUUUCCAGAAGGUGCUGCAUGGCAGCGGCGGCACCGCGUGCGCCGCUCCGUGUGAGGCGUAG
Molecule: messenger RNA, 2688 nt
Organism: Symbiodinium sp. CCMP2592
Lineage: Eukaryota; Dinophyceae; Suessiales; Symbiodiniaceae
Source: the annotation of a GenBank genome assembly